GUGGUACAUGAAAGGGUGAAGUGGUACACCCUGACCCCUCUUCUUUUAAAGGUGGGCCCUCCUGGACCCAGGAGCGGACCCUGGUGGCGGUGAAGCCAGAUGGGGUGCAGCGGCGGCUGGUUGGGGACGUGAUCCAGCGCUUCGAGAGGCGGGGCUUCAAGCUGGUGGGGAUGAAGAUGCUACAGGCACCAGAGCACGUCCUUGCCGAGCACUACCAAGACCUGCAGAGGAAGCCCUUCUACCCUGCCCUCAUCAGCUACAUGAGCUCCGGGCCCGUGGUGGCCAUGGUCUGGGAAGGGUACAACGUGGUCCGCGCCUCAAGGGCCAUGAUAGGACACACCGACUCGGCUGAGGCCGCCCCUGGGACCAUACGGGGAGACUUCAGCUUCCACAUCAGCAGGAAUGUCAUCCAUGCCAGCGACUCUGUGGAGGGGGCCCAGAGGGAGAUCAUGCUGUGGUUCCAGAGCAGUGAGCUGGUGAGCUGGGCAGAUGUAGGCCACCACAGCAGUGUCUACCCAGCCUGAGGCUCAGGCCACUCUCAGCCAUCUCUGCACCCAACCAGGACCAACUACCUCGGCCAGCAAGAACUCAAGCCACACCCAUACCUGCCUCUCCCAAGCUACUUCCCUAUUCACUUCUGGCCCACCCCCACCCCAGGAGCUUGGGCCACCAACUGUUUGUGCCUUUCUGUAUUAUAAGCCAGCACAAGAUUGGACUAAAUCUUUUCUGCACCAAAGUGCCUGACAACCUUCAGGAUGUCUUCAGAAGUGAGGAGCGUGACCUCUCCUCCCCUGAAGGGGAGACAUUAAAAGUCACUGUGCCCAGCA
Molecule: messenger RNA, 827 nt
Organism: Carlito syrichta (Philippine tarsier)
Lineage: Eukaryota; Metazoa; Chordata; Mammalia; Primates; Tarsiidae
Gene: NME4
Product: NME/NM23 nucleoside diphosphate kinase 4
Exons: 4
Coding region: 171-524 (117 amino acids)
Biological process (GO): UTP biosynthetic process; CTP biosynthetic process; GTP biosynthetic process
Molecular function (GO): nucleoside diphosphate kinase activity
Source: RefSeq, a predicted model, not a curated record